UAAUGCAAAACCAAGUGUGAUUUGUCACCUCACUUCAAUCUCCAUUGCAGCUAAGAUAGUAAGCGUGGAAUUUUUCAAGCUUCAUAGGAGGAGUAUUAAAACGGAUAAUGAUAGCAUGCAUUUUAAAGAAUAAUUCUCAGCACUUGCCAAGUCAUGCUCUCUGAGGUAUCUGUAAGUGUGGGAGGGAUGCAUGCUUUCAAGGGGGCCUGUGUUUCAUGGUCAUCUCAGGCAGGGGGCUGCAAAGUUCAUUAAAUGAUCUUAUCUCACUACUGCUUCUGUUCAAAAUAACCUUGAUAUGAUGAAGGAUUUAUGUUACCUCCACUUCAAAUAAGAGUACCGAGGGAUGCAUUUCAUUACUGUCCUGUGACACUGGAGAAGCCAGGGCUGCUGUGGCAAUAUUUUUCAUUUGUUUGUGUCAUAAAGAGGAUUUACUUGCAGGAAGAGCUUGACUCCUGAGAAAAUGAAUAGUCAAUAUAUACGUCAUGAAGUGCGAGGAUGUGAAACUAGCAACCUGAGAAACUUCUGGGAAAAGACAAUUGAACAACAAACUCGGUACCUGCAAGUUGAAAAAGAACGUCAGCAAAAAAGUGCUCUGACAAAGCUCAGAAAUGAAUGGAUGGAGAGGCUCGAAAAACGAAUAAAGAUGUUGAGGACCCAACCUGAAGACGCAUCUAGUUGAAGAUCCCACACUCACUGCUUGUAUAGAAAGAGAAUGAAAUUGUUUUGCGGGAGAGUAUGACAAUGGGAUGCAAAAAUGAAGAAAUCACUCUUGUAAUAAGCUUUCCUUUUCAUCUCACAUGAUCCUUCUUCUCAUCUACUAAGUCAAAAUGAAGAAAAUCUAUCAGCAGCCAGGAAAACAAAUGCCAGGAAAAAAUUAUUUUAAAGUAUGAUGUGCCCCACUCCCUGCCCAGUUUUCCUUCAUUGUACAUUUUGUAUGGUUAUGUCAUAUGAGGAUGCAUAAGGAAUAAGUCUCUAUCAAGACAGAAUAUAACAAAAUCAUAUCUUAAAUUGAUAACAAGGAACUCGUUUUGUACAGAAUGUUUCUUUUCCAGCUGGAGGUCAGGAGGGGUUCUAAGAAGACAUUUCCAAAAUUAAAUCACUUUUGUUCUGAGCUCUGCAAUUUCAUCUUUAAUGGUUAGAUGAAUUAUUUCAGGUUCCACAGUACUAGAUUCAGAACACAGGGCCAUGUAAUCUUUAUUUAUCUAGGUGCUAGUAACACAUUUCAAUAAAACCUUGAUCACUUUUGCAGUGAUUAUCUAUGUAAGAGGUCUAUAAAUUACUGUCAACAAAAGAAUACAUGACCAGAGAAAUAAAUACAAUCUAGAAUUAAUCAGCAAAAUAAAGAAGUGCAAUAACAUUAAAAUUCAAGUCUAAAUGUGAAGAAACAAAUUACAUCAGGAACUGGAGUAGACUAUAUGAUUAGAAUGGCUCCAGAGAUUUGAAAACUCAAAAAAUAAAAUUGCAACUUACUCAGAUUGUCAUUAAAUAAAUUAAAAGGAUUUAAAAAAAAAUAAAUGAAACUACAAUUUCAGAAAGACUAAGAAAUGAGUCGUAAUGCUACAAAAAUGAUAUAAAAAGUUAUACAGAAACCUGACAACAGCACUAGAAAAGUCAUCAGAUAAAAACUGAUAAGAUCAUCUGAGAUUAGUGAAACCAUUAUGGUUACAGAAGAUGCUUAGAUACUCUUCAGACAGUUCUUCACUGGUAUGCAGUUUCAAAGGAGUGCAAUAUUUAAUUAAUCAUGUUAAACAUAAUAUUUCAAAUAUUCAUAACACAGAUACUUAAGAAACACUUCAUUUGUCUUGAUUUUAUUCUAUCCAUAUUUUCGCCUUGUUUUUGAAUAUAACAGCUAGAAAUUUUGAGUUACGUCCAUCUGCUUUUAAUAGAUUUGUAAUUAAAAUGUGGUAGAUACUUGCUUAUCAUCUUAGCUUUCAUUAUUUAACUCUUCCUUUGCUUCAUCCUGACACUGACUAGCAAGAACUUGCAUGCCACUUUCUCAUUAUAAAUGUAUGGUACCUUACUGUUGGAAAAAGCUUUUAAAUUCUUACAGUAAUCAAACGUUUUAUCAUCCUUUGGAACAAACUCUUAAUAAUCUGAAUCCAAGUCUUAAAUACUAUUUAUCAGAAAUAUUCUGCAUGCUAGCACAAAAGCGACAGCCCAUUUUAGCUGUAUUAAUGUCCUUUCAAGUAUACAGAUAAGUGAGAACUGUGAAGAAUGAUUGUCAGUAACUUAAUAGACCUCCUAGCAGUUUAGCCCAAACUGAUACAGCUCAAAUACAGUUCUUGACUCAGUAGUCCUUCCUGAAGCUCCUCUCUGGAGCUCUCUAAUUAAGAAGGAAAUAUUUUUGAUCAGGCUCUGAACAAGUGGUGCUGGUCAGGGAAAAGUCAGGAUGACUUUUUGGUAAGAUGGUGGCAUCAAAUCAGAGACAUGGUUCCACUGUGCCUGCGGGAAGCUAUCCAGCCCUGUCACAGAAGAAUUUCUGCACCCCAGGGCAAAAGCAUCCAGCAAACCAUGAAUGGCAUGACAAUGGCAUCACACAUUAUCUCUUAUGCAGCUACUUCUCCAUUCAGUUAUGCCUGCUUAGGCUUUUGGUAACAUUCACUGAAAAGGAGAUUGAUCUGUUGGUCAGUUGUGAAGCAUUUAAAAUUUUCAGCACUGGAAUAAACCCAC
Messenger RNA from Phasianus colchicus (ring-necked pheasant), 2670 nucleotides. Its product is annotated as protein FAM240B. Lineage: Eukaryota; Metazoa; Chordata; Aves; Galliformes; Phasianidae. The record is from RefSeq and is a predicted model, not a curated record.